Exophiala bonariae is the source of this 420-nucleotide messenger RNA. RefSeq lists its product as uncharacterized. The record is from RefSeq and is a predicted model, not a curated record. Bases 1 to 420 code for a protein of 139 amino acids. Lineage: Eukaryota; Fungi; Ascomycota; Eurotiomycetes; Chaetothyriales; Herpotrichiellaceae. The transcript has 3 exons.
AUGCAGCUGACCACUUUCAUCCUGGCAUCCAUUGCCACCAUCGCAGCUGCUCAAACGGCCACCAGCUCGGCUCCUGCUACAACGACCAGCUCUACCUGCGCUGCUCAAAACAUCCUUGACGCAUCUGACCCCGGUGUCGGUAUCGUCCAGCAACAGCGUGAACAGAACUGUAUUGCCGCUUCAGUGUACGGUUCAACCACCACCCUGGGAACAGCUCCCGCCACAACUAGCGGAGCCAGUGCGACCACUACCACUGGAUCAGCCAGUGACACCUCCAUUCACAGUGGCUUUGCCUCUGAGACCGGCUCGUCUGCUUCUGCCACAUCCACCAGUAGCACUUCGGGCAACGGUGCCGCUGGGCUCGAGAUAGCUGGUGGCUUGAUAGCUGUGGCUCUUGCUGGAAUGGGAUUCGUCUUGUAA